Molecule: messenger RNA, 2424 nt
Organism: Sinocyclocheilus rhinocerous
Lineage: Eukaryota; Metazoa; Chordata; Actinopteri; Cypriniformes; Cyprinidae
Gene: rangap1b
Product: Ran GTPase activating protein 1b
Exons: 16
Coding region: 100-1836 (578 amino acids)
Biological process (GO): activation of GTPase activity; nucleocytoplasmic transport; signal transduction
Cellular component (GO): perinuclear region of cytoplasm; cytosol; nucleus
Molecular function (GO): GTPase activator activity; small GTPase binding
Source: RefSeq, a predicted model, not a curated record
GCCUCCAUGUGCCUCCUGUUUUGAUGGUUUCCCUCUAGUCGGGCUAGUUAUCGGCUGGCUUCUAUUAAUAUCUGUGCCGAGGUGUAAGUACAGAAAGCAAUGGCCUCUGGAGAUAUUGCUCAGAUUACAGAGGCACUGGCCAAGACUCAUGUUGGAGAAGUGGAAUUAAGUUAUAAGGGACGAGGGCUGAAGUUGGACAAUGCUGAGUCAGUGAAAGAGAUGGUGCAGGAGAUCGAACAGUGUCAGGGUCUGCAGUCUCUCAGAUUAGAGGGAAACACAUUGGGGGUUGAAGCAGCACAGGCAAUUGCAAAAUCUCUUGAAGCGAAAAGGGAAUUGGAGCAAUGCCAUUGGAGUGACUUGUUCACGGGUCGCCUUCGUUCUGAAAUUCCACCUGCUCUGAGAUCAUUGGGCAAUGCUUUGAUGACAUCAGGGGCCAGACUGACUCAUCUGGACUUGAGUGACAAUGCCUUCGGCCCUGAUGGUGUAAAGGGAAUUGAAAGCCUUCUGAAGAGCUCUGCAUGCUACACCUUACGUGAGCUCAGGCUUAGGAAUUGUGGCAUGGGCAUUGGAGGGGGUAUGAUCCUUGCUUCUGCUUUGACUGAAUGUCACAAGCAGUCUAGUGCAGCUGGCUCCCCCCUGAGGUUAAAAGUCUUCAUAGCUGGACGUAAUCGGCUGGAGAAUGAUGGUGCUGCUGCACUUGCCAAAGCAUUUAAGUUGUUAGGCAGUCUUGAGGAGGUCCAUAUGCCACAGAAUGGAAUCAACCAUCCUGGUAUCUCUGCUUUAGCCACUGCCUUAAAGCACAACCCAAACCUUCAGCUCCUCAACCUCAACGACAACACUUUUACUAAGAGAGGAUCGAUAGCCAUGGCGGAGGCUAUUAGGCACCUCCAGUGUCUUAAAGUCAUAAAUUUUGGGGACUGCUUGGUUCGCUCAGAAGGUGCGAUUGCUAUAGCAGGGGCCCUUAGAGAGGGACUGCCAUUCCUCAGGGAGCUGAAUUUGUCAUUUGGAGAGAUCUGUGAGGCUGCAGCUGUGGUAGUUGCAAAGGCUGUUCGGGGCAAAGCUGAUCUGGAGAAACUGGACCUGAAUGGAAAUUGCUUUGGAGAGGAAGGCUGUGAGGCUCUCAGGGAAGUGAUGGAGAGCGUGAACAUGGAAGAUCUGCUGGGCUCGCUCAGUGAUGAUGAAGGAGAGCCUGAAGAUGAUGAUGAGGAGGAGGAAGAUGAAGAAGAGAAGGAAGAUGAAGAGGAUACAGAGGAAAAUGGUGUCAAUGGAACAAAAGAUGUCAUUGAAGAAAAGAUGAACAAUUUGGAGUUUACCUGCAUUGUCCUCUCGCCACAGGAGGAUCCUCACUGUGGUUCUGAGCUCACGUCCUUCCUCAUCUCCCCAUCAGCUGAGAAACUGAUCUCCCUUGGAGCCAAAAGGAUCCAGCUCAUUGAGCAGCAGGUUGACGUCUCAGAUGCUAGUAAGGUGUCAGAAGUUUUUCUCAAGAUUUCAUCAGUAUACAAAGACGAACCAGAAGUAAAGCAAGCUAUAUUUGAGAGCACUGAUGCCCUGUUGAGGAAAGCCUUUUCCAACUCCUACUCUCAAUCUUAUAGUUUUAUCUGCUCACUGAUAGUGAACCUGGGACUUUUAAAGAGUGAAGAUAAGAAGAUAAAGAAGGUAGCUGUACUGCCUGGACACUUGCUUGCUUUGGAGCGCGCAGCUGCACAAGAGUUUUUCCCAGAAGAUCAGGCUGGAGUUCUGCAAGAAUUUGUGUCACGAAAUGGCAAAGUCUUAGAAUCCUGCUGCAAUGCCAGAGAUGCUCUCAAGACCACGUUGGUGAAAAGGACCACUGCUUAAUUCUUAAACACCCCAUUAUAGAGCCACUGAAAUUUCUUAAUACGGGUCAAAAAAAAAAAAAAAAACCUUGACAGGAUACAUGACACUUUGUAAACUAUUGAUCUAGUUUUAUCUAAGUUCAGUCAAUUCUGGAUCCAUUUUGGCAUGCAGAUCUCAGACUGCAAAGGUUGGCAAAGUACAGUGAUGACUAGUGCCUCAUGACAAUGAACUGCAUUUCCUUACAGAUCAACUGUGGACAGUUAGCUUUGAAUAAGAGUGUUGUGUUCUUUCAUCUCUUUUUAGAAAUAUUGCUUCUAUUUUUAUACAUGGAAAGGGAAAAUGGGGGGAAAAGGCAUUGGAUGAUAAUUAGGACUUAAUUAUCGCUUAAACCUUAAAUGAUUGUAAUGUUAUAACUGAUAUUUCUAAACAAUUGUCAAUACUUAAACUGUCACAUUGACAUGGAGCCUCGGAGCAUGUUCACUCUCAUGCCUUUUAUUAGAUGUGCCAUAUUGUGAGAUACUGGUGGUGCAAUUAAAACCAAAAUCAAGUAGUAUAAACAUCUUAAAGUCUUUGGAUUGAAAUGAAGAAGGCAGUGAAAGCGAAGUGGAA